AUGCGCGCCGCCACCACCCUCGCCGCCGCUUCCAUCGGCCUCUUGGCCGUAGCCACCACCCACGCAGCCGCCUGGGGAUGCAUCGGAAACGACUGCGAUACCGCAAACCAGCUCGGACAGCAGAUCGCCUUUUCGGCACCCGCACCCGACAAUGCACCCGCCAAACUUGUCCCCCCUCCGCCCGGUGGCGCCUGGACCUGGCAGAGCUGCGGCGCGGGAGGCGAAAUCGUCGACGUACAGAGCAUCGAGGUCUCCCCCGACCCGCCCAAGCCUGGCCAGAACCUCACCGUCCGCGCAAAGGGCACCAUCUCCGAGGAGGUCAGCGACGGCACCUUUGCCGACGUCGUCGUCAAGCUCGGCCUCAUCAAGCUCCUCACGCGCCGCUUUGACGUCUGCCAAGAGGCCCGCGCCAACAAGGCCGAACUCCAGUGCCCCCUCGCACCGGGAGAGUACGAGCUGACCCACACCGUAGCCCUCCCCCGCGAAAUCCCUCCCGCCAAGUUCAACGUGCACAUCACCGGCGCUAAUCAGGACGAAUCCGACCUCCUCUGCCUCGACCUCAGCAUCAACUUCAUGCACCGCUAG
Messenger RNA from Pseudozyma flocculosa PF-1, 585 nucleotides. RefSeq lists its product as uncharacterized. Gene Ontology annotation, biological process: intracellular sterol transport. The coding region runs from base 1 to 585 and encodes 194 amino acids. Gene Ontology annotation, molecular function: sterol binding. NCBI's taxonomy places the organism in Eukaryota, Fungi, Basidiomycota, Ustilaginomycetes, Ustilaginales, Ustilaginaceae. The transcript is spliced from 3 exons. The record is from RefSeq and is a predicted model, not a curated record.